AUGACAACAACACCAUUCGAAUUCACCGCCCCCAUCUCUGAUGAUGAUGAGAACUCGCCCGAGGCCAUAUCAGCCCGCCGCAAAGAACUGCAAGCCAUGGAGCAAGCCGCCAUCGAGAUCCUCGGUCCGUGUCCGCCCGACUUGCACGAGUCGACGAUCGAUAUCCCUCUUGCGGACCAGGGGUUUGUGAGCCAUGCCAUCGUCAUUCGGCCCGUCUCGAAAGGAAAUAAUGGUGAGGGCCAUGGACAUCACCAGAAGAAGGUCAAAAAGUGCCCUCUGAUCGUGUACAUGCACGGAGGAAGCUUCGCCUUUGGCACGCCCAGAUUCGCGCUGUCCCCGGCCCGGGCAUUUGCGAGUUAUUUUGGAGCCGUGGUCGUCUGUCCGUCGUACAAGCUGGCGCCGGAGAACCCGUUCCCGGCACCGAUGCAGAGUGCCUGGGAGGUGGUGGCGUGGUUGUCUGAGCCACGAAACCUCAAUCAGGGAGUCCUCGACCGCGACGAAGAAGGCAUCGAGUUUGAUCCUGCGCUCGGAUUCGUGCUGGCGGGAUGUAGUGCCGGCGCAAGCAUCUCGGCAGUCAUAGCUGGGAUCGCGGCUGCUGCAAGGGCAGGAGAAGGACACGGGCACGCAGAGCUGGUACGCGGGCUAACACCGAGACUUGUCUCUCCCAUCACAGGCCUCUUCAUCUCCCUCCCUCAUAUCGUCCAUCGAGACAUUGUCCCAUCCAAAUACGCGUCCACGUUCCGGUCUCGCGAGGAGAAUGCCAACGCGCCCAUCAUCAACGCCGCGUCUCUGGCCAACUCGGUCAAGAGACUCAAGACCGAUUUCCAUUCACCGUGGUUCUCACCUCUCAACCUGGAUCUUUCAGAGAUCAAGGAACAUCACCCUCAAAGAGUCUAUGUGCAUGGCGGCGAGUUGGAUGUCCUCCGUGACGACGCGGUCAUCUAUGAACGCGUGUUGAGGGACGGUGGAGUCGCCGAGACGAAGAUCGAUGUGCUGCACGGCUAUGGUCAUGUAGGCUGGGUUUCGCUGCCGUUUCCUGAGGCGCACACGCCAGAGAUCAAGGAGAAGGCAAUGGACGGCAUGGCUUGGGUUCUGGGCAAGGAUUGGGACAGAAGCAGACCCCUUCCAUACUAA
Molecule: messenger RNA, 1134 nt
Organism: Fonsecaea multimorphosa CBS 102226
Lineage: Eukaryota; Fungi; Ascomycota; Eurotiomycetes; Chaetothyriales; Herpotrichiellaceae
Exons: 1
Coding region: 1-1134 (377 amino acids)
Molecular function (GO): hydrolase activity
Source: RefSeq, a predicted model, not a curated record